GUUUCCAAUUUAUUCAGUCAGUUUUAUUAUUGAAAGAAUAAGCUCUUGAACAAAAUGAAGUUGACUUUGGUUUUAUUCUUUGUUGCAGCAUUUGUCGGAUGUGCAUUGAGUGCACCAUUGGAUUAUAGUUGCACACCUGAAUCAUAUGCCGCUUACAAGGCACACUACACUAAGAGCUAUGCCACCCCAGCCGAUGAACAACUUCAUUACAAUAUUUUCUGUGACAAAUUGAAAACGAUUGACGAACACAACACUAAAUUCGAAAAAGGAGAAGUAACAUUCGAAAUGGGUGUAAAUCAAUUCACCGACAUGACUUCAAAGGAAAUUGCUGAAUCAAUUGGUUAAACAUUUACGAUCUAGAUCGCGUUGCAAUCCAAUAAAUAAAUGAAAGCUUAAAAUUUACAAACA
Messenger RNA from Eupeodes corollae, 408 nucleotides. RefSeq names its product cathepsin L-like proteinase. NCBI's taxonomy places the organism in Eukaryota, Metazoa, Arthropoda, Insecta, Diptera, Syrphidae. Bases 55 to 345 code for a protein of 96 amino acids. The transcript is spliced from 2 exons. The record is from RefSeq and is a predicted model, not a curated record.